Molecule: messenger RNA, 5780 nt
Organism: Ostrea edulis (European flat oyster)
Lineage: Eukaryota; Metazoa; Mollusca; Bivalvia; Ostreida; Ostreidae
Exons: 9
Coding region: 190-981 (263 amino acids)
Molecular function (GO): protein binding
Source: RefSeq, a predicted model, not a curated record
UCAAUCGACGAACAGAGAGAUGGAUAUGAAGAAAAUAGUAACCCUACUGCUGGAAAGGAUGAAGAAUCCCAACCACUUACAUCAAUCGGCAAACAGAGAGAUGGAUAUGAAGAAAACAGUAACCCUCCUGCUGAGUCAAAGAAACCUGAAGAUAAAGAAGAUAGUGUCCCUAAUGAAGAAAACGUUGCAAUGGCCAGCUCCCAUUUUGCGUCUACACCGGAGACAACAAAUUUACUCAGAGCAUUUCUGCUUCUGCUAGGUCCCUGCACUAAACAAUUCCGAGACGUAUUACGUAGACGCAUACCACAUUCAAUAUUCUCACAAGUCAUUUCACAGGAGGAGAAUAAGAAUGCACUUCUCCGUCUGACUACAGUACAGCGAGAUCUUAUUGUACCUACACACGGUAGUUACAGUGGUACCUACGAUGAUAUGGAUAUCCCCUUGAUCUAUACGCUGCUUAGAAACGUAUGUAGCAUACAACCACACAGCAAGGGCUGGGGAAAAGACCCAGACUCCACAGACAGAUCUCUCUCUGCCAACAUUGAGAGGAUCCGAAUAGCCAGGAACAAAUGCGCUCAUUAUCCAAGUGACUCUCUCUCUAAUUCGGAAUUUAACUCACUUUGGUCAGAAGUGAGAUCUGCAGUUGUGGACUUAGACUCCUUUCUCAAUAACGGGAAUCAGUAUGAAAAAGAAGUUGAUUUACAGAAACAGAAAUCAAUACACCCGGAACUUGAUUAUUGUUUGAAGGAGGAGCUACGAAAACAGGCAGAACAAAUUCGUGAAAACAGAGAGGAGAUGCAACGAGUAAAUGACACAGUGGACAUGAUUAAAGACAAACUUCAAGAACAUGAAUGGAAAAUUGAAAAAAUGGAAGAAAUUCAACAAAAAGAAAUGAAAGUUGAAGAGUCACAUAAACCUGACGAUAAAGAAGACAGUGUCCCUGACCAAGAUCAAUCCUACAUCACCCCAACAGCAGGAUGAGACCGAAAAGGAAUGGAGGCAAGCGAGACAUUGAUGACAUGCCAGAUUUCACAACAAGAAAACGUUUCGUCAACUGCCAAUCCGAAUUCAUCUACCUUUUUAAAUACAUCAAGUAUUUUAGUAGUCGAACAAACGGUGAGUGUUUGCUUCUAAUUAUUAUACGCUUUCCAGUGAUCAUCAGGCGUAAAUGUUAUUAAUUUCAUAAUUAUAUGGAACAACGUUUAACCAUUGUCCUAUUUCAGUAACGGUGAGCGUUUACUUAAAAAUAUUACGCUUCCUGGUGAUUAACAGUACGUAAAUAGUCGUAUUGAUUUUAAUUUCAUCUGGAUCAACUAUUAAACCACUGUCUUUGCCGCAUUUUAGUCGUCCACAUGCCCUUUAUAUUAUUUAGCUGAACGUUCUUUUUCAACAUACACUUAUUACUGUUUAUUAUCCCAAGGUAAUUUUCCAUCAUUAAAAUUUUGAGGGCUAUGCAGUCGAAAAGGAAGUCCAUGUCACCGUACGCAACCACCCGUCCCGUAACUACAAGGCUGGGUCGUGGUGUAAGGAAGCCUCCCCCCCCCCCCCUGCGCCACCAGAACCACUGAUGACACUACAGUCCUAUCUAGUGCUACUCAGCCUCAGCGGUCAGAGCCGGAUCUUCACCAGGACAAUUAUCAGCAAUCUACCGAUACAAACAGUAGUGACAUACAAGUACCGGCUACAUCAGGUACUGUCUCUCAUGGAAUGAUUGCUUCAGAUACGACAUUGUCAUCUACUAAUAACCCAACACCUCUUAUAAGUGUGUCAGAAAAUAUCGGUCUCCAUGUCCCUCAAUCAGUUAAGGAAAAAAAUGUGGGCUAAAGAUUAUAUUGACUUGGCUAAAGUCCUGCAUUCUGACCCAGAUUCUGACAAAGAUCACAAGUUGUUGAUGGACAGCUAGUAAUGUCCCCUAAAUCCAACCCCAUGAAAAUAAGGACCAUUGAUGCCAGGACUAAUGCAUUCAUAGUUUUCGCCAGUAUUUAUCUGUUAAGACACCCGGCAGACAUUCAGGGAAUUCUGAAAUACUUUCAAACUAUCAGGCUCGGGGCCAGUCGAAAUCCUAAUGCAAGUUGGUUAGAAUAUGAUAAACAAUUUCGGCUAAAAAUAUCCGCCAAUACUUCACUCCCCUGGGGCUCCGUAGAUGCUGAACUUUGGUUCAUUUAUAUGGCUAAUCAGUCCACAAUGCAGCAAACGCAGUCAAAUUUGAAAUGCUACGAUUAUAACUACGAGGGUUCGUGCAGUGAGCAACUAUGAGUCACUCAACUUUUCACCGACAGUUGUGGUUCCUGUGGUGGGGGUGCGUUUUUAACAACCUUUGGGCAGUCAUCUACUGGCCAAAUUCUUGGUCCCCACACGUUCGUAGAGACAUUAGAUUUCUGGAACUCAUACCCAUAGUUGCUGCAAUCUGGAUAUGGCGUGAUCAUGUCAUUACCAAAAAAAUAAUUAUAAGUACAGAUGAUAUGGCCUUAGUCCACAUUAUCAAUUCCCAAACCAGUAAGUCUCAGCGCGUCAUGCACCUACUGAGGCCUUUAGUGUUACUUUGUAUUAAAUGCAACAUACAAAUAAAAUGUGUUCAUAUCCGGGCUAUUAUAACUCUAAAGCUGAUUCAAUCUCUCGUUUUCAGUGGGCAAAGUUCAGAACACUAGCACCCAAUGCGGACAGUCAGCCUACUAAGAUUCGACCGGAAUUAUUCAAUAUCUUAAACCUCACAUACACACCAUACUAUCUGCUGCGGUCGCUAAAAAUACGGCGAACACAUACCAGAGAGGACUGGACUCGUUUAGCAUAUUUCGUAACAUGUUUUCAUUGCCAUUCCUUUGGCCACCACCAGUCCAUCAGUUUGUUAAUUACAUCGCAUAUCUGGCAGCAAAUUCAAUAUUAUAUUCAACUGCCAGAUAUUACUUGAGUGGCAUAAGCUAUCAGCUCUAAAUCCAGGGUCAUGUCGAUAACACAAAAACAUUUACUGUCCCAAAAAAAUGCUUGAAGGCCUGCAUCGGCUAAACCCCUCUAAAGACGUUAGAGCACCAAUGACUUUGCCCAUAUUAGGCCAACUAAUUCCUGCGUUGUUCUCAGUCUGUUCAAAUUCAUACAAGCUACUAUGUUUGCAACCGCUUUUGGGUUAGCUUUCUUUGCAUUGUUACGAGUAAGUGAGUUCACAGUGUCAAGUAACAAGUCAGUGGUUCUAUCAAACAGUCACGUUCAUGUAUCAGCCACCGAAAUCCAAGUUCAUAUCAAGGGGUCCAAAACUGAUCAACUUCGCAAGGGCACCACAAUUCAAAUACCACUCAACAAACAAACAUCCACGUUAUUUGCCCACCUACAUCAAUUCUUAUCAAUCAGACCUAACGUUCAAGGCCCAUUCUUUUGCCACCUCAAUUCAAAACCUGUAACAUUAUAUCAAUUUACGGCGGUAUUCCACAAGACAAUUAAAUUUAUUGGUCUGGACACCGGUACUUUUAAAUCUCAUUUAUUUCGAAUGGGUGGGGCCACACAUUUGUUCUUAGAGAGCGUACCGAAGACGAAAUUAAGGCCAAAGGUCGUUGGAAAUCCAGUGCUGUUCAAUCUUAUAUUCGAGUAUAAAAUAUCUUGCAACAUUUAUACUGUUUGCUAACAGUAUGCUGAGUUUGCAGGUACCAGUACUACUGUUUGGAUAAAGGGUUCAUCUUUAAUUCAUUACGCCCACCAGCACACAUUCGCGAUUUACACAAACCAGCACCUACAUCUUCAGCCCCACAACAUUUCCAUAAGAUGGUUUAGCAAAAAAGGCAUGAUUUGGGAAGAUGUGGAGCCUUGGUUACGUAAAUUUGUUCAACAGUUUGGCUAUCCGGAUGUCAUAGUGUUAUAGUGUGGUGGAAAUAGUAUUGGUACUAUGUCAUUGCGUCAUCUUCAAAAAUUUAUGAAAUUAACAGUUGUUAAUAUCCACUCCAUGUUACCUAAGUGUAGAAUCAUUUGGUCUCAAAUCUUACCACGGAAAUAUUAUCGGCACAUGUUUUCGCACAUCGCAGCCGAAAAAGCAAGGGUUAGGAUAAACAGCUCCAUGUCCAAUUUCAUUAUGGCUAGAAAUGGUUGCUACAUUAAUUAUCCCGACUUACAAAACUGCACCCCUAACUUAUUCCCAGAUGGUACCCAUCUCUCUCUGAUAUUGCCCAAACGUUAAUUUUGAAUGGUAUACAGGCAGGUUUGUAUAAAUUCAUGUGCGAAAAUUUCCAAAUUUAUCCACCUCUACGGCAAUAGCGCAGUUUUGUCAUGGCAUGGGCAAAAUAUGCCCGCUUGUGGCGGAUGUCUUCAGGCAUCAGAUAAUCGGAUCUGAUGCCUUCGGACAUAUGGCCGAAUUUUGCUUGAAGCCCUGCCGCAGAUUCUGUUAAUUUUCCAGAGUCUCUGGCCAAUAAUUUGGGCUUCCGUCAUUGUGCCAUUUUCAUUGUUUCUACAUCAUACUCUAUUGGAAAAGUCGAUGUAGACCAUUGUGUGAAAAAUCCAUUGAUCAUCAUCGAAUGUGUAUCAUAUAACGAAAAUAUUGAACAUUUACCAUUUAACCUCAUUGACCUAUGACUAUUGAACGCUUAUUGAUGAUUGACUUCAUUGUGAAUACUGGUUAUUGGUCAUUGACAAUAUGGAAUAUAAUCAUUGAAGUCUCAUUGCUCAUUGUGAAUUUUCAUUUAUCAUUUAUACAUUGUAUUGUAUUUUGUUCUGUCAUUUAUAUUUUAAAAUAAGUAAAGCCAUGACAAAAACUGUCAACACGUUUGUUUGCUCUAUUCUGUCGAGAUAAACAGAAUUCUACCUCAAUUAUAUAAAAACUGUAACAAAAUCCAGUCGGAAUCACACUCCUCCAGCGCCAGCCUACACGACAGAUGUUCCUUAGAAUUAACACAUACUACCGGGACAACAAGAAAGACCAGCGCCAGCCUACAUGACAGAUGUUCCUUAGAAUUACCAGCGCCAGCCUACAUGACAGAUGUUCCUUAGAAUUACCAGCGCCAGCCUACAUGACAGAUGUUCCUUAGAAUUAACACAUAUUACCGGGACAGCAAGAAAGACCAGCGCCAGCCUACAUGACAGAUGUUCCUUAGAAUUACCAGCGCCAGCCUACAUGACAGAUGUUCCUUAGAAUUAACACAUACUAUCGGGACAGCAAAGGCUUUCUGCUACCAAGGGUUUAUAACAUCAAAAAUUUAUUCUUGUUUCUUUGAUUUAGCAUUACUCUAUGACGUAAUGCUGAAUAUUAUGUUGACAUACACUCCCUGGUAUCUUCAACUCCGCACGUGGUUUACAAGCGUUUGUUUAUGAACAGUGUUCUUAAAUGCGCGCGCAGACAUCUCCUCUAUAGAUAGAUUACAUGCAACAUGACAUUUAGAUUCGAGGGUUGAUUGGCCACAGAUGAAGCUAUCUUCAAGAAGACCUUACCCCGAUUAUACUGUGGGGAUCCGUGGGCGAUCGACUCGAGGAAGAGGAGAUGGACCCACCCUCCACCUUCUGGAGGACCCAACCAUGCCGGGAUUUUCAGGAAAACCCAUCUCUUUUCCCAGGGAAUCUGAGGGUCGACCCCCAUCGUUGCCUGGCCGCAACAAAUCUAGUGUAGCAGGGUCCCUACUGGGCAGUCUGCACUCUAAAUCUUCACCAUCGUCGACAUUUAGGGAGCCGGUUUUAUGUAAAUAAUGAAACACUGUGUAUGCUUUGUAAAAAUACGUUUAAUCUACUAAGAUAUAAAAGAUCAUUACUUCUAUAACAAAUUCAAAAACUAUCAGAUUUAAUUCGAGCGUCAAAUUUACAACUGAAAAAAG